Molecule: messenger RNA, 2008 nt
Organism: Triticum aestivum (bread wheat)
Lineage: Eukaryota; Viridiplantae; Streptophyta; Magnoliopsida; Poales; Poaceae
Exons: 3
Coding region: 103-936 (277 amino acids)
Molecular function (GO): protein binding
Source: RefSeq, a predicted model, not a curated record
UUGGAACCUUGUCGAUUCAGACGGUGCGGAGGCGGUCUGCUUUGCUUGCCGGGUCAGAUAAAUAUACAGAGCGGGCGAGCAGAGGAUUUCAAGGGUACCAUCAUGGGGAUGCUGGCGCUCAACCGGCUCCUGCCCGUGCGGCAGGAUCGGCGCCGCCGGAAAACACAAUCCCGUAGCAUGUCAAUCGCUUCACUGUCUGGCAAAAAAAGCUCAAUCGGUCAUCCCCAAGGUGGCAAAACGAGGCGAUGUCCAGGGCCGGACCUUCCACAGGGCAUCUGGGAUGAUAUAUUGGCACUGCUGCCACUGCAAGAUGCUGUCAGAGCUGGCUGUGUGUCUCACACAUUACUAAGCUCCUGGAGAUGCCGUCCCGACCUCACCUUCAGCAAUGAAACACUGGGCCUGGAUGGAAAUGUGUAUGGAAGCAAUAAACUCGCAAGGGUUUUGGCCAAGAGAGUUGACCGCAUCAUGAAAAAACACUCAGGCAUUGGAGUGAAGAAAUUUGAACUUCACUAUGGUGGUUCUUCCCUCAAAUCUAGUUAUCUCGACAGGUGGCUUCGCAUUGCAGUUGCUCCAGGGAUCGAAGAAGUCAUACUUUUGGUGCCGGGACAACCCAACGAAACGUAUCACAACUUCCCAUGCUCACUUUUAUCCAAUGGGAGUGGAAGCUCGAUUCAGCAUCUCCGCCUCACCUCUUGUGCCUUCCAUCCAGUGGCUGGUUUCGGCUGCUUGAGAAGGCUGCAUCUCGAUGAAGUGGAUAGAGAGCAGUUUUUCCUACCGCGUCCUACAUGGUACCCCAUAUCAGAGGCGUCCAUACGGGCUCCAGUUUUCAUGUGGAUGUGUGCCUCGAUGCGAAUUUCAGCAGCUGGAACCAGGCGCUCGAACCUCAAUCCUCUGCCCCGAGGCCUACUCAAUUUUAAAUUUGGAUGGGCCUGGUAGGUAACUGUAGACGACAUGACUUGUCAUGUGUCCAUCCCCCAUCAGACCCGCUGUACACUUUUGACAGCCAACGACGCGGGCACAGCACAUUCAGCUCUUCCUCAGUUGUGGAAACUGGAAACAACUCUUGCUUCUUGGUUCUGCAAAUCUUUUGAUCCAGAUUCGUAUGAACAUAUUGAUGUUGACAUUGCAAAUCGGCGCAUUAAGAUUUAAUUUUUGUUGACCCCGCUGUCAUGUUCGUGUUUCGGGAACUCUUUUUCCAUCAACCUGUACCUUAUAUUGUCCUAUCCCAAGUCCAGAAACUUUUUACACGAACAUGUGUUCUACCAGUCCAUGGCUGAAGCGUAGUAUGCCAAAAUAAAAUACAGUCCGGUGUACACCAAAAUUAAAUUCUCACAUAAAAGCACUAUUCAAUUCUCGUCCACCCCUGGGUGGUGGUGAGGGAUAGUUGUGAGAAUGUGUGGGGAGAAACCGAUGAAGCCAGGCCACGAGAUGAACAGUGCAGAAGAGGCCAAAUAGGGGCUGACCCCAACAACUAGCAUGCAGAACCUAGCCCUAGCUAGGUCGAAUUACUAUUCACUUGCAACAGCGGAACUCGCUAACGAUGCUGGCGCGGUUGGGAGAAGGUCACGUGAAGCUUUUCAGACGCACAAAUCAUGACGUGAAUAGAGGGCCAUGAUAAUGGGUACCGUGGAGCUCGAGCUAGGCUGGAACUUUCCGAAGUGGAUAUUACGGGUGAUGAGUUAUGGCGCCUUCUUUCCAAUUCUCUUGCUAUGGAGGAGCUGGAUCUCAACAAUUGCGAUAAAAUAACUUCCCUCAAGAUACCUUGCCAGUUAGACAGGCUCAACUCCUUGUCCGUGUCUAGUUGUUUUGCUCUGAAGGCGGUAGAAAAUAAAGCUCCAAAUCUUUGCAACGUUCAAAUCGAUGGCAACCUGGUACAACUUAUACUUGGAUAUACAUGGCAAGUGAAGGACCUAGAAGUGCUAGAUUCCAGCAAACGUAAUCUCGUUCGUUAUGCUUGUGUUGAUCUUCCAUACAUUAUGCCAAAUCUUGAAGCCCUCUACGUAUCUUC